AUGCCCAGGCAAAAGAAAUACUCGACGAAGGGUGGACUCCAGAGGGAAGACUCGGAUGAUGAGCUGGGAUAUGAUGACCACCCUUGGGAAUGGAUAUACGAGAACACCCAGCCUCUCGAGAAGGAGGAGAUACCUUCCAAGAAAAGAAAAUCCAGUGCUCUGAGCCAACCUUCGAAGAAGCGGACCAUCGUUGGAGCGCGUAUGGGCUCCUUUUCUGUACGGAUAGGAGACCCAAUCCUCUUGAAAUCACCCGAACAAGGCAAAGAUUGGGUCGGACUGAUCUGCUCAUUUUCAGAGGUCAAUGAAGACGGAGAAGACGAGAUGUGUGUUUAUAUUCAGUGGUUCUGCACUCCCGAGGAGUUGGCGUUCGGGAAGCGAUCCAAAGUAAGAUCGGACGUCCUACCCAACGAGUCCUACAUCACAGCGGAUUUCAACAUGAACCCGUUAACGGCGAUAAACGGAAAAGCAACAAUCUUAUCAAAAGACACUUUCUUCGAGAAGUAUCCGGGCGGAGCACCACCGAAAUCCAAGUCUGCCGCGAACCAAUAUGCAAAGACGAUUUUGUGUCGACGAGGAGUCAAGCAGAGAACCCUUCAGUUCACCGAGGACAUGGUCUGGGAAGAGAUUUAUAAGGGUCCUGAGGACUUGUUAGACCUCAUAGACUGGGUCAAGGAACAGACCAGAGGGAAGAAAAAGCAAAUAGCCACAAAGGAGGAAGAUCGAGAAUAUGAGCCAAAAAAGGAUGUUGACGAUGAGCCGAAAACUCCACACAAACGACGAAAGAUGAUUGCCACUGUACCAGCUUCCAGGUCUUCAGCCAAGGCAUCCAAAUACACCACUCCGACUCAUAAGCGGAUUAUGAUCAAGAAGCCCAUUGAGAUAACACCUCUGGGAAGUCGAAUUCUCUCCCCGUCUCCGUAUAUGUCAACGCCGUACUCCCACGCACGCACAACCUUGCACGUCUCUGCCGUUCCAGCGUCGCUCCCUUGUCGUUCAACCGAAUUCAACGCAGUCUAUUCUCAUCUUUGCUCAGCAAUUGCCGACGGAUCAGGCGCCUGCAUCUACAUCUCAGGAACACCAGGCACGGGAAAGACAGCGACAGUUCGCGAAGUGAUAGCCUCUCUGCGCCAAACCGUGUUGAAUGAAGAACUCGAUGAUUUCAAUUUCGUCGAGAUUAACGGGAUGAAAGUUACGGAACCACACCAGUCUUACUCGCUCCUGUGGGAGGCGCUGAAAGGUGACCGGGUCAGCCCCAACCACGCCCUGAGCCUGUUAGAGCAGGAGUUUUCACAUCCUUCUCCACGCCGCAUCCCGUGUGUCGUUCUGAUGGAUGAACUCGACCAACUUGUCACCAAGAACCAAAGCGUCAUGUAUAAUUUUUUCAACUGGCCAGCGAUGCGGCAUUCGCGGCUUAUUGUGCUCGCUGUCGCGAAUACGAUGGACUUGCCCGAGCGAACUUUGUCGAAUAAGAUCAGCUCCAGGCUGGGAUUGACUAGAAUUACGUUUCCGGGAUACACGCACAUGCAGCUAAUGGAGAUUAUUUCGUCAAGGUUGAAGGCCGUGCCGGGGAAUAUUGUCGAUCAGGACGCUGUACAGUUCGCCAGCCGAAAGGUCGCAGCCGUGUCCGGUGAUGCACGUCGCGCUCUCGAUAUCUGUCGUCGCGCCGUGGAGAUCGCAGAGCAAUCCGAGCAAAAGCUGAACGUGGCUUCUGCGGACGGCGAGAACAACAAAGAUGAACUUCAGACAACCACACCCACGCGCAAAGGGAGGAAUACUCCAAUAGAUGCUACGCAAUCUGCUCCCCAGCCAAAUGAGCCUGCCAAACGAUUAGCCCGAGUGACCAUCGCAACAGUCAAACAAGCCAUCAACGAAGCAACUUCUUCGCCCAUAGCACAACACCUGCGUUCCUUGCCAUUAGCCUCGAAACUCUUCCUAGCGGCGGUCCUCGCACGUGCCCGCCGCACGGGCGUUGCAGAAUCCACACUCGGCGACGUCGUGGUCGAAGCCAAACGAAUUGCCGAUGUCGCCGAAAACCACGCGAUCCACGACUUCCUUCUUGUCGACAACACGGCCGGCAAAGGCACGACGAUGCCGCGGGUUGUCGCUCUGGGUGCCGCCGCGAUGGAGCUUGUCGAGGCAGGCAUAGUAUCGAUGGAAGCGAGAGGAAGAGGCGAAAGGGCGGGAAAGAUCAGACUGAGGGUUGGGGAGGAGGAGGUCAAGAGUGCGCUGAUGGGCGAUAGUGAAGUCAAGGGGUUAGGUUUCAAUGCUUGA
Messenger RNA from Rhinocladiella mackenziei CBS 650.93, 2271 nucleotides. RefSeq lists its product as uncharacterized. Gene Ontology annotation, molecular function: ATP binding; chromatin binding; DNA replication origin binding. Gene Ontology annotation, biological process: DNA replication initiation; mitotic DNA replication checkpoint signaling. The record is from RefSeq and is a predicted model, not a curated record. Gene Ontology annotation, cellular component: nuclear origin of replication recognition complex. Bases 1 to 2271 code for a protein of 756 amino acids. NCBI's taxonomy places the organism in Eukaryota, Fungi, Ascomycota, Eurotiomycetes, Chaetothyriales, Herpotrichiellaceae. The transcript has a single exon.